Topomyia yanbarensis is the source of this 1146-nucleotide messenger RNA. RefSeq lists its product as uncharacterized. The transcript is spliced from 2 exons. Bases 165 to 578 code for a protein of 137 amino acids. NCBI's taxonomy places the organism in Eukaryota, Metazoa, Arthropoda, Insecta, Diptera, Culicidae. The record is from RefSeq and is a predicted model, not a curated record.
CUUCGUUCUUUUUAAUCCGUGGCAGAAACAAAAUUGAUGCUUUAUUUUUAUUGGAAAUUAUCGAUGAAAUAAAACUGUGCAAUUAAAUAUUGUGUAAAUAAUCUGUAGCUUGAUUAGUGCCAAUACCAGAUUACACACAUAACGAGUUUAGCUCAGACCAAACAAUGGCUGCAAUUGUGGACCCAAGGAAACGAUCCCGCGAGGAGGAUGUGAGCGAAUUCAUGCCGUUGUCCAAACGAAUUAACAAUUUGCAUUUGAACAACAGUCAAGCUGCAGCAGGAUUUCAAGUGGAUCAUCACCAAGCUGGCCUGCAUAUGCCACUGCUGGAUGGCCAUCAAGCAGCAGUUUUCCCACAGGGCAACUCCAGUAGCUCGGGUAGUACCUGCCAUUCGAUACCCUCUGGGGGCAGUUCCCCCAGUGGGACAAGAUCGUCACACGGUCAGGAACCGUUGACGGUGAAUGGUGAACUGUUGGGUGACUACUGUCCGGAUCUUGGCGAGCACGAAAAUCCACACUAUUUCAGUCGGAAUAAGGAACUGUAUGAGCUGUACGUGGAGCGAAUGCGACGGAUGCAAUGAUUAUCAUUUAAUAUGGGGCGGGGAGUAUUUUUUUGCGUAAUUUAAGCUUUUGAAUAGGGAUGAUCCAUAAAUGACGUAGCAUUUUUUGAGUGAUUUUUAACACCCCCCCUCCCCCAUCGUAGCAUUUCGUCACAAACCUCUAAAUACCCCCCCUGGUAAUUACGUAGCUUUACGGUAACUCUGCCCCCCCCCCCUUGUCACCGUAAAAUUUUUAAAAAUUCUAUUCUAUUCCCCUUUAAAAAAGCUACGUAGUAUGACAUGACCCCCUACCCCCCUGUCGUCACACAUCAUCACAAAAUACAAAACUCCCCCCUCUCCCAUAUAAUGCUACGUCAUUUAUGGAUGAUCCCAUACUAGUUUGGACUAUACUGCGUUUUAUUUAUGAUGGCUAUUUUGAGGAAUUGUACGAAUAGUUCCGCAUGGUUGCCAAAGUUGGGGAGUUUGAGCCGGAUAAGAAGCUUCACGGUAUAACUACGAAUUAAUGAGCAAAGAAUUCGCUAUUUAUAUUUAUAUAGAUUUUAAGUAUAUUUCACUAACUCAUUAAAAACAAAACGUAAAUAAACUGAUA